UUGAGGGACUGAUUGAUGUAUUGAAUAGUAACGUUGAGGGACUGAUUGAUGUAUUGAAUAGUAACGUUGAGGGACUGAUUGAUGUAUUGAAUAGUAACGUUGAGGGACUGAUUGAUGUAUUGAAUAGUACUGUUGAGGGACUGAUUGAUGUAUUGAAUAGUAACGUUGAGGGACUGAUUGAUGUAUUGAAUAGUAACGUUGAGGGACUGAUUGAUGUAUUGAAUAGUAACGUUGAGGGACUGAUUGAUGUAUUGAAUAGUAACGUUGAGGGACUGAUUGAUGUAUUGAAUAGUACUGUUGAGGGACUGAUUGAUGUAUUGAAUAGUAACGUUGAGGGACUGAUUGAUGUAUUGAAUAGUAACGUUGAGGGACUGAUUGAUGUAUUGAAUAGUACUGUUGAGGGACUGAUUGAUGUAUUGAAUAGUAACGUUGAGGGACUGAUUGAUGUAUUGAAUAGUACUGUUGAGGGACUGAUUGAUGUAUUGAAUAGUAACGUUGAGGGACUGAUUGAUGUAUUGAAUAGUAACGUUGAGGGACUGAUUGAUGUAUUGAAUAGUAACGUUGAGGGACUGAUUGAUGUAUUGAAUAGUCUGUUGAGGGACUGAUUGGUUUAUUGAAUAGUAACGUUGAGGGACUGAUUGAUGUAUUGAAUAGUAACGUUGAGGGACUGAUUGAUGUAUUGAAUAGUCUGUUGAGGGACUGAUUGGUUUAUUGAAUAGUAACGUUGAGGGAUUGAUUGAUUGAUUGAUUGAUUGAGUUAUCAGAAUAGGUUAGCGACUGAAAAGGUUAUCCCUGGCUUAGUCUGGGGAAUCGUGUUAGUUAAUGCCUAGGCACCAGGCUUUAGCUCAGAGGGUUGGAAGGGCCUAGAACUUCAGUCACACAAAAGACCCAGGUCUUAUAACCAGUCGGUUACAUGAGGACACUGACCGAUGGGGAAGAGAUAGAGCUAGCUUUGAAUGAAACUCACACCUUUCUAAAGCCAAGUGGUAUCUGCAGUUUUCUGUAUCAUACUCCAUGUUAAAUAAUGCAACUGAAGUGCCCUGCAUCCUCUCUAGUCCAUUUUUUGAUUACUUUGGUAUUCCUGUGCUCCAACAGAGCAAAAGUUUUACCCCUAAGCUUAGCCCCUUAAUCUCUAAGAAGUAAGAAGCUUACCUUUAUCCUGUAAUUGUCUUUGGAAAGACCUAUUUUAGAGAGUCAGAGAAUUGGUAAGAGCUUGGUAGCGUGGGUUUUUUGACAGGUACUCGUGGUAACAGUAGGAUGCAUUGCGGAAGCCAGCCGUCCAUCCAGCCAGAGAUAUAUAUAUAAUCCAGGGGAAUUUUCAUGAUUGAAUAUAUUAAUCUGAGCCUGGGAGAGAGGGGAGGGGUGGAAUAGGGUCAGCGGUGCGCCGUGGGCAGAGUUACUGUGAGUGGUCUUAGGGAAUAAUCAACAACACACCUUUUUAUUACAUCGCCAUGGAGGACCAUAGGAGUGACAGAGGACGCAAUAAGUACAGGAUUCAGGAUGAGGAUGGUUCUACCCCCCAGCAGGACCAGGGUCAGUCUCAGGCCUGUCCCCAGCACCCCUACCCCAGCCUGGAGGAGAGAGGCAGAGAGCGGGAGCUGCCAGGGAGCCACCACGGGACCCUCCGCAGCCACCAUGGAGGAGGAACCCUGGACGGGUACCACCACGGCAGGGGAGACAGAGAGGGCAGGGGGGAGGGACGGCCAGAGCUGGUCCAGGUAGCAGAGAAAAACCUGUCUCAGAUAGAGAACGUCCAUGGAUAUGUCUCCCAUGCACACAUCUCCCCUAUGAAGCAGCCAGAUGUGGUGGUCCUGCCCCCCGUACCCAUAAUCCCUGUGAUCCCCAUCCCAGCCGAGACCACUCCUGUCAUCUCUCCACCCUCCUCUCUGCCUGCACCCGCGUCACCCACGUCACAGGCAAACCCACCUCCUGUGGUGGUCAACACAGACAGCUUGGACAGCCCCCCAUACGCGAAUGGAUCUGAAGCAGAUUAUGAGUAUGAGGAGAUCACACUGGAACGGGGUAACUCUGGGUUGGGCUUCAGUAUUGCGGGGGGGACAGAUAACCCCCACAUCGGCGAAGACCCCAGUAUCUUCAUCACCAAGAUUAUCCCUGGGGGAGCUGCAGCUCAGGAUGAACGUCUCAGAGUGAAUGACUGCAUCCUGAGAGUGAACGAGGCUGACGUGAGGGAUGUGACCCACAGUAAGGCUGUGGAGGCCCUGAAGGAGGCCGGCUGCAUCGUCAGGCUCUACAUCCGCAGGAGAAAAGCCCUCUCGGAGAAGAUCCUGGAGCUCAAACUAGUCAAAGGUCCCAAAGGGCUAGGAUUCAGUAUUGCGGGGGGAGUAGGGAACCAGCACAUUCCAGGAGACAACAGCAUCUAUGUCACCAAGGUCAUCGAGGGAGGGGCUGCACACAAAGACCAGAGGCUGCAGAUAGGAGACAAACUAUUGGCUGUAAACAGCGCUUGCCUUGAGGAAGUGAGUCACGAGGAUGCCGUGGCAGCCUUGAAAAACACCCCUGAUGUGGUUUACUUGAAAGUGGCGAAACCCACCAGUGUCUUCAUGAACGACAGUUUCGCUCCCCCCGACAUCACCAACUCGUAUUCCCCUCACAUGGACAACCAUAUCAGCCCUUCCAACUACCUGAGCCGGCCCCAUACCCCUGCCACGCCUGGACGCUACUCGCCUGUCCCCAAGAGCAUGCUGGGAGACGACGAGGUUACAAGGGAGCCCAGGAAGGUGGUGUUACACCGUGGUUCUACAGGCCUGGGUUUUAACAUCGUAGGAGGAGAGGAUGGAGAAGGGAUCUUUAUCUCCUUCAUCCUGGCUGGUGGACCUGCUGACCUCUGUGGAGAGCUUCGCAAAGGAGACCGCAUCAUCUCAGUGAACGGGGUCGACCUGCGCAGUGCAACCCACGAGCAGGCUGCAGCAGCUCUGAAGAAUGCUGGACAGACGGUUACCAUCACAGGCCAGUACAGGCCAGAGGAGUACAGUCGGUUUGAAGCCAAAAUUCAUGAUCUACGUGAACAGAUGAUGAACAGCAGCAUCAGCAGUGGCUCUCUGCGGACCAGCCAGAAGAGAACGCUCUACGUCAGGGCUCUGUUUGACUAUGACAGGGCGAAGGACUCGGGGCUGCCCAGCCAGGGGCUCAACUUCCACUUUGGAGACAUCCUUCAUGUGGUGAAUGCCUCCGAUGACGAGUGGUGGCAGGCACGGCAGGUGACCCAUGAAGGAGAGGUGGAAGAGGUUGGAGUCAUCCCCAGCAGGAGGAGGGUCGAAAAAAAAGAGAGAGCGCGGUUAAAGACAGUCAAAUUCAACGCCCGGUCUCAAGACAAAGUGCAGUCAUUCAAUGACAAGCGUAAAAAGAACCUAUUUUCACGAAAGUUCCCUUUCUACAACAAGAGCAAGGAGCACAGCGAGCAGGAAACGAGCGAUGUUGACCAGCAUGUUACCUCUAACGCCAGUGAUAGUGAAAGUAGUUACCGUGGCCAAGAGGAAUACGUCCUGUCCUACGAGCCAGUCACACAGCAGGAAGUGAACUACACACGGCCUGUCAUCAUCCUGGGGCCAAUGAAAGACCGCAUCAAUGAUGACCUCAUCUCAGAGUUCCCCGACAAAUUUGGGUCCUGUGUCCCACACACGACCAGACCGAAGCGGGAUUACGAAGUGGAUGCCAGAGACUACCAUUUUGUGGUGUCCAGGGAGCAGAUGGAGAAAGACAUCCAGGACCACAAGUUCAUCGAGGCGGGCCAGUACAACAACCACCUGUAUGGAACCAGCGUCCAGUCUGUACGGGAGGUCGCUGAGAAGGGGAAGCAUUGCAUCCUGGAUGUUUCAGGCAACGCCAUCAAGCGAUUGCAAUCAACCAUGCUCUACCCCAUCGCUAUUUUCAUCAAGCCCAAGUCUGUGGAGAAUAUCCUGGAGAUGAAUAAGAGGCUAACAGAGGACCAGGGGAGGAAGACAUUUGACCGAGCCAUGAAGCUGGAGCAGGAGUUCACUGAGCACUUCACUGCUAUAGUCCAGGGGGACUCUCUGGAGGAGAUUUAUAACACGGUGAAGAGGCUCAUUGAGGAGCAGUCAGGACCCUUCAUCUGGGUGCCUGCCAAGGACAAGUUGUGAAGGAGGACAGAAGAGAUGACCUUUUUUUUUCUCGCCAUCCUCGUUUUCUUCUUUGAUUUUACGUCUAAUUUUAUGCCCUGAGCAUAGGACCCCCCCCCCGCCGCCGCCCUGCUCCCCACUGUCACACUGGCUGGUGUCGUUCCAUUAGUAUCUGGGGAUCUGUUCACGCAUAGACCCACAUACACACACACACAAUUCUUUAAUGCUUUCUCUAUCACACACACACACAUUCUCUCUCUCACUCUCUCUCUCUCUCUCUCUCUGGUGUUUUCUUGGGCUGUCCUUGUCUCUGGAUGUUUUUCCUGCUAAGGAGGUACGGGCUUUGGCGACCAGCAUCUUAUGGGGAGAUUUUUAUGGUACAAGUCCUUAAUGUUUAAGGAACAUGAUUUAGAUGCAUAUAUAUACAAAUAAUAAAUCAUUUCGUGUA
Molecule: messenger RNA, 4545 nt
Organism: Salmo salar (Atlantic salmon)
Lineage: Eukaryota; Metazoa; Chordata; Actinopteri; Salmoniformes; Salmonidae
Source: RefSeq, a predicted model, not a curated record